This is a messenger RNA of Cuscuta europaea, 4076 nucleotides long. The record is from the annotation of a GenBank genome assembly. Lineage: Eukaryota; Viridiplantae; Streptophyta; Magnoliopsida; Solanales; Convolvulaceae.
CCCAACUUCUUCCACUCGUUUCCCAUCGUCGUCUUCUUACGCGGAUUCAUGACUAUGUACUCCUUUUCUUUUCUUAGGCGUGGCCUUCAAAUUAUAUAAUACCAUCAAAGUCUUAGUUCUGAUUUACCAUUGACGUGUACACAGUUAUCUUCCACGGGAACGCAAAGGUUCCUCCAGGAGUUUCAGUGGAGAAAGCGAACGAAGCCCGCGACUUGGAGUUAAAUUUGGGCGUGAACUGAGGUGGGGGUGUUGAUCGGAAUGGCUUCCGCGGCUGUAUUCUCGUCGUUGAGGCGGCGGAGGUCUCCAUCGCUGCAGGCGUUCUUGGUCCCGCUAGAUCUGGAGGACCUGGCGUUGGUGAAGGCGGUGGCUGCCUUGGCUAAGGAGCUGAUUUCAUCGUUUUCCGGCAAAGUUGAGCCGGCUUACCAACGUAAGAAUUCCAAAAUUCUGCUCCGGAAGAUACGAAUUCUCUCAGUAGCCAUGGAAUGGCUCGGACAAAACAGAGGUUCAUCGAGAUAUCCUUCUAAUGCUUUUAUGUGCUUCAAAGAGUUGUACCUUAUACUUUACCGCUCUAAAAUACUACUGGAUUACUGUGUACAUUCAAGUAAACUGUGGCUCUUGUUGCAAAACCACUCCAUUUCGGGUCAUUUCCUCGAUCUGAACCAAGAGAUUUCUACACUCUUGGAUGUCUUGCCGAUAAAGUGUUUGAACCUGCCGGAAGAUGUGAGGGAACAACUAACAUUGUUGCAAAAACAAUCCAAAAAGUCCAUUUUUUUCAUCGACAAGCAGGAUGAGCUCUUGAGGUUAAAGCUGUACUCAUUCUUGAACGAGUUCGAGAAGGGUAAAAUCCCAGACUCUCGUGAAUUAUACUCAUUGUACGCGGAGAAGUUGGAGAUUCGGGAUGCCAGGAGUUGCAGGUUUGAAAUUGAGUUCUUGGAGGAACAGGUUAUGAAUCAUGAAGGAGAUAUUGAUCCAACUGCGUCUGUGUUAAGCGGGUUUGUGGCAAUGACCCGAUACUCCAGUUUCUUGCUGUUUGGAUUUGAGGAGGAGCAUGAUGAUGAUGAACUGGGCGGAAGUCAUUCUAAGCACCAACACUACUACAGUUUAGGAUCCAUCUCCCAAGAAAUCCGACCUGAGACAUUUGGUUUUUCAUCAGCUUCAAAGGAUUUUUGCUGUCCCAUUUCAUUGGAUUUAAUGAAGGACCCGGUCAUCAUUGUAUCCACCGGGCAGACGUAUGACCGCCCUUCCAUACUUAGGUGGAUGGAGGAGGGGCACUGCAACUGCCCAAAGACGGGACAAACUCUUGUCCAUACCCACUUUGUGCCCAACAGGGCUCUCAAGAAUUUGAUCACCCAGUGGUGUGCUGCCCAUAGAAUUCCAUAUGACAACCAGCCCGAGACGGGAGAAUCAUGCAGUGGAGAAGGCUUUGGGGCAGUUUCACCAGGAAGGGCGACAUAUGAAGCCAAUAAAGCCACCGCAGCCCAUCUAAUAAAACAGCUUGGAGAAGGAACCCAGAAAGCCAAGACCAUCGCUGCCCAGGAGAUCAGAUUGCUAGCGAAAACGGGAAAGGAGAUCCGAGCCUACAUUGCUGAGGCCGGAGCAAUCCUUCUCCUGAAGAAUCUGCUCUCUUCUCCUGAUUCGGUAGCUCAAGAGAAUUCGGUGACCGCCAUUCUCAACCUGUCUAUUCACGAAAAGAACAAAGGGCGAAUCAUGGGCGAGAAGGGCUGUCUGGAGCUGAUUGUUGGGGUUCUCAGGUCCGGGCACACUCCGGAGGCCAGGGAGAAUGCCGCCGCGACUUUGUUCAGCCUCUCGGCCGUUCAUGAUUACAAGAAGAUAAUAGGGAGAGAGGAAGGCGCAUUGGAGGCGUUGGUGGGUCUGUUGAGAGAGGGGUCACCCAGGGGCAAAAAGGAUGCGGUGACUGCUCUAUUUAAUCUGUCCACGCACACGGAGAACUGCGGUAGAUUGAUAGAUUCCGGAGCUGUGAGUGCUUUAGUCAUGGCUUUGGGGAUCGAAGGCGUGUCGGAAGAAGCCGCGGGUGCAUUGGCAUUGGUUGUGAGGCAACCGGCUGGGGCGGUGGUAGUGGGACGAGAGGAGCAUGCGGUUUCCGGGCUGAUCGGUACGAUGAGAUGUGGGAGCCCAAAAGGGAAGGAGAAUGCAGUUGUAGCUCUGCUGGAGCUGUGCCGAGGAGGGGGUAAUGUGGCAGCAGAGAGGAUGUUGAGGGCCCCGGCAUUGGCCAGAUCGCUUCAGUCAUUGCUCUUCACGGGGACAAAACGGGCCAGGAGAAAGGCUGCGUCCCUUGCUAGAGUCUUCCAACGGUGCGAACAACAUGGCUCGACGGCAAGGAUGAUGCACUACGGCGGUGGGGGCGCGAACUCGGAGAGGGAUACGAGUUUUGUUGCCAGCGAUGUCUCGGUCACGAUUUCCAUUUCUGUUAUAUAAUUAACCGUACCACCCAUCCCUCUCAUACAUUGUUCAAUUCCAUGGGGCGCCUCUUUUAUUUUUGUCUGUAACAUUAAAAAAGAAUUGUUUUGAUUUUUUUUAGGAAAAAUUGAAAAUAAUAAUCCCAACUAUUACCGGUCCGCUAUUAAUAAUCCCAACUAUCGAUUAUUUCUGGGUGGUCCCAACUAUAGGGAGCAUUUGACAAAAAUAGUUCCUAACUUGCUACAAUCUGGUAUAACAGGUCAAAUUUAAAUGCGAACUAUGCAUAAACUCUAAAUAAUCCCAACUAUAGUUGAUCUUCUUUUAUUAAUCCCAAUUAUCAACUCUCAAUUUUAGAAAAAUAUAAAAAAAAUUAUAAAUUUUUAAAUUAAAUAUUUUUAAACAUGUAUAAAUUAUUAUGAAAAUUCUACAAAUGUACCAAAGUUAAAUAAAAUAGUUUUAGUCAUUUUUUAUUUAUUUUCGCUAUUUUUUUUCUUUUUUCCAAUUUAUUAUUCCCAAUUAUGUGAACAAGUUAUGAUUUAGUAUUAUUUUCCUUUAUUCAAUUUUACAAUUUCUGUUUUCAAAAAGCAAGAUGUGACUAAAUUUUUUAUGAUUGAAAGCAUUAUUCUAGUUUUUUUUCAUAAAAAUAUAUUUUAUUUAAAUUUUAUGCUAUGUUAUUUCAAAAAAUCUAAAUUCUCUAUUUUAUCCAUUUUAGUAUUUGUAAUUUCUUCUAUUUUUUAUAUUAUUAUAUGAAAUAGUUUAUCGUUCAAUUUUUGUGAUUUGAGGUAUAGGUUUUGGAGGUUUUGGCUGUUUUAAUGAAAAUGUAUUAUUAUUGUAAAUUUAAAUGAUAUAAUGGAAAUCGUAAAAUAUGUAGUGAUGGAAUAUAUGGCCCAGAAAUUCCCGGCAGGUCCAGAUGGGCCAAGCCCAACAAACAUACGCAUGAUGUGCCUUCGGUCCCACACGCCGAAGGCUUUAAACUCAGGAAACCUAGUCUAGAAACAUCACCAAAGAACAGAGUUUGAAAUAAGAGCCUUCCGCACAUACAGCCUUCGGCAUUAGGGACCCCCGGUGUGCAGGGCCUUCGGCCCUGGCAGGUACGGCCCAAGGCACUAUUCUCGACAAGAUCUCCUCUCCCCAUGCACUGAAUCGCCACAUCAAGUACAACGUCACACCCAAACCACCGCAUUGAAUGCGGCCACGUGCUAUGGUCGGCGCCACCCUAGUUGAGUUCACCGUCCACCGCUGGUUUCUUGACACGUGUACCCUCACUGAUUAUAUCUAGCAUUUAUAACUGCUAUAAAUAGCAGACAAUUUCCCCAUUGUAACACAACUUUCUAUAUCAAAUAUCUACUCUCUCUCUCUUACUUAUUGCUCUGACUUCUCUCUAAGUUAUUCCCCGCAAUAACCCCUCGAAUAAGUUACCCCCCGGGUACACCAUCCAUCAUGUAGAAAAUUAAAAGUGUAUCGCUUAAAAUUAAAAUAUUAAUACAUUUUCAUUAACAUAGCCAAAACCACCAAAUCCUAUGUCCCGAAUCACUAGAAGUCAAUGAUAAACUAUAUCAUAUAAUUUAUAUAAUAUAAUAACAUAAAAUAAAGAAAAUAGAAAGAAAUAAAAAAUUCUAAAACUGAAAAAAUAGAGAAUUUUUAUUUUUACAAUUAAG